AUGAACAUUGUUCUCUCCAGGUGAGCACAGGUGCGGGUGAUGGAGGACACGGUGACCAACGCCGAGAAGCACUUCGGCCAGUUCUGCUCGCUGCCGGCCGCCUACACCCGCAAGACAGCCUGGCUGCGGGACAAGGCCGACCCACUGGUCAAGACGCUCACCGACUUCGCCGACACGGAGAACCCGGAGGUGCGGGCCGCCCUGAGGAACUUCGCCGAGGACCUGGCCAAAGUGCAGGAUUACCGGCAGGCCGAGGUCGAGAGGCUGGAGACCAAGGUGGUCAACCCUCUGAAGCUCUACCAGAUAAAGCAGACCCAGGCUGAGAUCAAGAAAUUCAAACACGUCUGGAACAACGAGCUCAAACAACUGGAAAAGCUGGAGAAACUGAGGCAGAAGUCCCAUUCAGAGAGACAGACCAUCUCCCAGGCGGAGACCAGCGUGCAGAGGGCCUCGGUGGAUGCCAGCCGCACCUCCCACCAGCUGGAGGAGACGGUGGAUGCAUUCCAGGAGCAGUUGAACCUCCAGAAAAUUUUUUCGGACUUUGUGACCAUUGAGAUGGUCUUCCAUGCCAAAGCGGUGGAGGUGUAUUCCAGUGCCUUCCAGACCCUGGAGAGCUACGACCUGGAGAGAGAUCUGGAGGAUUUUAGAGCCAAGAUGCAUGGAGUUUAUGGGCGUUAUGACACUUGGCUGCUCACGGACAACACCCUGUCCCCGGCUGUCCCAUGGUUUCUCGCCCAGGUGAGCACUGGGGAGCAGAGCACCAUACAGAGCCAGAGAAAAGCAGCAGCCAGUGAGGACAACUCUGCCGAGGAGGACCCCGUGGAGGACCUCAGGGGACAGGGGCAGGGGCCCCAUCAGUAGGACGAGAACUCCCCAGUCAGGAAAAGGGGGCUGAGGCUGGAUGCUCAGAGGCUCCGCCGUGUGCAAGUCCCGUGUCCUCUGGGUCCCGCUUUCCUCAUCUGUACGGCAGGA
Balaenoptera acutorostrata (minke whale) is the source of this 972-nucleotide messenger RNA. RefSeq names its product CBY1 interacting BAR domain containing 2 (gene CIBAR2). Gene Ontology annotation, biological process: cilium assembly. The record is from RefSeq and is a predicted model, not a curated record. Lineage: Eukaryota; Metazoa; Chordata; Mammalia; Artiodactyla; Balaenopteridae. Gene Ontology annotation, cellular component: ciliary transition zone; ciliary basal body.